Molecule: messenger RNA, 1297 nt
Organism: Daphnia magna
Lineage: Eukaryota; Metazoa; Arthropoda; Branchiopoda; Diplostraca; Daphniidae
Product: inter-alpha-trypsin inhibitor
Exons: 8
Coding region: 626-1198 (190 amino acids)
Molecular function (GO): serine-type endopeptidase inhibitor activity
Source: RefSeq, a predicted model, not a curated record
AACAUUCGCCCAUGAACAAAACCCAAACCUGUACCACCUUUGCCCACAUAAACGCAAUCUUGUUUAUAGUUGUCUCUAUUUGUCAAUUAUAAACCUGAAGCUGAGUCGACUCGACAAGAAAUAAACAUUGACAAUGCAAUUUUUUUAUCGGGAACAGCCAAACGCCAAACAAACGUAAAUCGACCCACUUAAAGGAGGUUAGUGAAUGUAAUCCAUGAAAAUGUCAACACCAUAUGCUUAUUAAAGGAGGAAUGGCUGGAAUCGAAAUAGUUGGCCCAGUUGUCUACCCCAUCUAGAAUUCUAGACACAUAACAUAAAAGAAUGAGAUCACUUCAACUAUAAAAAAACAAAACAAGGUGGCAGAAACCAGCUCCGUUUGUGCGUGAUUCUAACAUAAAAUUAAGGUCCCGUUCCAGCCAUCGGAACCCCGGGAGUUUUGCUAAGGAUGACAUCACCUGACUGAAGUGAACUUUUAUUAUUGAAUGUACAAAUUUACUGAUUGACACGUACGCUCUAAAAGUCUGUGGUAUAAAAGUGUACCAACAUCCGUCCAGAAAAACAAAUCAGCCCUUGACACCAAGAGCUGACCACCUUCGUCUGCUACAACACCCACGAUUUCACUGCAAUGUUUUCUUUGGUAAUUUUAGGCGCUUGUUUGGCACUAGUUGCUCCUCAAAACAGCCCAUCAGAAGAUGUUUGCAGUUUGAAUCGUGAAGUUGGAAAAUGCAGGGCAUCAAUUCAAGCAUGGUAUUUCGAUAAAGCGAGUGGCGAAUGCAAAAGCUUUAAUUACAGUGGCUGCAGCGGCAACGCAAAUAAUUUCAAUUCGAAAGAGGCAUGCGAUAAACGUUGCGCAACAACCACAAACUCGUGUAAUUUGAAAAUGGACCGCGGAAAAUGUAGACAAUCACUGGCUGCUUGGUACUUCGACGCAGCUAGUGGCCAGUGUAAACCUUUCACCUACGGGGGAUGUGGAGGAAAUGCCAACAACUUCGACUCGCAAAAGAAGUGCGAAAGCAAAUGUGCCCCACCUACAACGAAAGUCUCCCCCCAGCAAUCGGACGAACAGGAUAACGCACUGGCAGAAAUAGCACAGCCAUUACUAGACGGCCUGGAUAGAAUUGUCCAGUACAUUAAACUGCUACAAGAACAUAUGCGAAGCAAACUCAACAACGAGUCGGUCGUCGUUGAUGCUGCCUAAACAAUAGUGUUGCUGCGAACACUGAAUGCUAUCAACUCUUACACGGAUUUUCUACCCCAUUGACGGAAUAAAAACUAAAUAAACUGUUGCAAAAGUCUA